AUGGAAGACGAUGAAGAUAGAACUGAAGUGGAAGGGCAGUUGACGGCAGAAAGUAUAAAGCUAAUUUCAGAAUCUGUAGGAAUUUCCAGUCUUAACGAUGAAGCCUUAAAUUUGCUGAUAGAUGACGGAACGUAUCGACUGAAACAACUCACACAGGUCAGUUGAAUUGAAUUAAUGGCUAGAUUGUGUUUAACGAGGUUAUAACAAUUGCACUGUAAAUUAUUGCAGCUUUUUAAUUUUGAACUUUAAAACUAAGCAUUUUGGUAAGAUUUCCACAUAGCCCCAACUCGGUCGGAAUAAAAAUGGAACGUCCCUGCCAACCCGUUGACAAAAUUUCCUAUGGAAUUUCUGAAGGUUGUAGGACUGAAGACCAAAGUUACUGAGUGGGAGACAGCAGAAUAGCCAAAAUAUCAGAAGGUUGUGAGACUUGCAGGGCACAUUUUCUGAGGGGAUAUAUAUGUUCAUCAAUGAAUUUUUCUCAGGGCUUUGGGGGAAAAAGAGCAUUUUUUUGAGGGAUAAUUUCAGUCUUUUUUCAAUGUUGUGUGGGAGGUGGGUGUAUAUUAAAUGGUAUGGCCCAUAGCAAGCUAAUCCCAGUAAAGAAUUAUUAUUUCCUCUUAUCACUGAAUGCAGGAGGCAGCUAAAUUUAUGCAACACUCAAAACGUAGGAAACUCAUCACUGGAGACAUUGACAGUGCACUUCAUGUACAGAACAUUGAGGUAUGCCUGUGUUAAAUUAUGCUUUAUACAAAUCAGCUGAUUUAGUGGCAGUUUUACUGGGCAAAACCAGCUGAAGUUGUAUUGUGUUUUGGCACUUUCACCGACAAGUCUUUGUAUAGUGGUGUACUAAGGGCAAGCAAUUAUGGGUGUUUCUUGAUGUUGCAGAAACCAUUGUCGGUUUGCUUUUGUUUUUGGGUGUUGAUUUUGUUCCGUGUCUUUUCAAUCUUUUCUAUUACAUCAUUUGGUGAUCGCACCCAUCUGUAACACCAAGAAACAACUGCAAUGAUGCAACAAAAUUAAGUUGACCUUGAAUAGUGCUUUUUAAAAGUAACUUUUACCUUUCUUGGUGCUUCAGAAACCUCAUAAAAGACUCAGUCAUCCAAGGGCAUAAUAUGGAAUAGCACUAAACAAAAAAACUGCUCAGUAGCUUUACAUCAAAUAAUUACAUGAACAUGACAGGAUUUCAUAUUAAUUAAGAACCACCUUGAACAGCAUAAUGAGCGCACAACAGAAAUGUACUUCUAUGUAGGUUUUGUUUGAAUUAGAGUACUAUGAUUGCUUAUAGAUAUUAAGUGGAUGAAAUAUUUAUUUAUUUAUUAUUUAUUUAUGGGAUAGGUCUGUUGCUGAAUACUGAGCAUUUUAGCAGGUCUGUUGCUCAUAGGUCUGUUGCUUAAUACUGAGCAUUUUAGACCACUCUAAAAAAUAAUAAUAACAAUAAUAGCAAAAACAUUGACCAUAAUAAGAAGACGAGAACUUUCUUAUACCACACCCAGAAAGAGAAGAGGAAAAAAGACAAUACUAGUUAUGUAAGGUAUAAAACCACCUAGAAAAUAGUUAAUCUAGCUAGGAUGCUUUAUGGAUUAAUUCAAAAUACUAAAGUGGUUGUUACAUAAACACACACCCCCAUGCACGUCAGACAAAAAGCAGUGAACGAUAAAAAUAAUGUCAAUAGAUGUUAAAAAUUGGGUUUUUAAAUGCAGCCAGUGAACAGGUCCAUUUAUUUAAUUGCUUGAUGUUGCUGGUUAUUUUUCUUUUCACAGCCUCUUUAUGGCUUUAGCUCUAAGGAUUUUAUCCCAUUCCGGUUUGCCAGUGGUGGUGGGAGAGAGUUGUAUUAUUAUAAUGAUCCUGAGAUUGACUUGAAUGACAUUGUCAGUUCUCAGUUACCUCGUAUUCCACUGGAUGUGACCAUCAAAGGUAACUAUUAAUUCCUUUAAGCCUCAAUAUCAAUGUGCAUAUUCUCCACACUGUUCAUUAUACAUUUUUUAUGGUAUGCUUGUUCAAAUAUCAAGACGUUAUGAUUUUAUGUUAUCUUCCGUGAUCAUUUCUUGUAUCGUCAUGACCUGUAUGAUUAAUCAGGCUGUAUUAUCGCUAGAAGAAAUUGGUUGCUUGUCACUAGUGAGCCGGGGUUUAAAGGGUUAAACCCUGGGGGUGGAUAAUCUCCAAGGGUCAAACCUUGGGAGUGGAUAAUCUCCUAGGGUUAAACCCUGGGGGUGGAUAAUCUCCUAGGCUCUAACCCUGGGGAUGGAUAAUCUCCCAGGGUUAAACCCUGGGGGUGGAUAAUCUGCAUAAAUAUGGCAGGGUUGCUCUUUGUACCUUUUAGAAGUUAAAAUUUGUGGAUUAGUACUGCCAAAAAGAAAUAAAUUCAACAAAAUUUCCAAAUUUCAUUUUAUAAUUUGCUGAAAAACGAAUAAUACUUCAUGAAAGUUCAGCCAAAGAGUUUUCGUUAGAAUGGUGACACGAAAGGAAUUCAUUCACAUGCAUUGAUUUAUUGUGUACCUCCAUACUUUUCAUUUAACAAUAAUUUAUUAAUACAUUUGAAGUUAUAAACAUACGCUUGUAUUAAACAAAACAUGCUCUUUGUUUCAGCUCAUUGGCUGAGUAUUGAUGGUCUUCAACCUGCCAUUCCAGAAAACCCUCCUCCAGGUCUGUGCAUUGUUGAAUAGAAUCUGACAGUGGAACUUUCCUGAGAUCAUUGUAUAUCAGGGCUGUUAGGGGCCGGGGAUUUCCACCAGCCACCAUAAACGUGGCCCCCAACUACUUUCAUAGGAAAAUAGAAGAAAAAUAUAAUGAAAAGAAAUCCCGAGCUUUUUUAUUCCCUGCCUACUUGUUGUAUUUACAUGGCAACUUGUAAUCUUAGUGACAUCCCUGAAUAAAGUGUUUCUUUGAAAUAUUUCCUUAAAUUUUCUGUUAUAUCAACCAUCAUUUAUUUGAAGUUUGUUGUCAACAAAAUGGUAUGAAAACUUGACAUUCUCCAUCAGCGUAAGUAAUGCUCCCUAGUAAAUUGGAAAGUGCUACGAAUUAUUAGUAUUAAUAGCGCUAUAUAAAUGAAUUAUAUUAUUAUUAUUAUUAUUAUGAAAUGAAGUAGACGAAAUUUAUUAUUUUAGGCUACUUAAAAAUAUUUUGAAUUAGUUGAAAUAAAUUUUCACCCAAUUUCAUUUUUUUUCUGCUAUGUGCCUAUUAUGCAUAUGUAAAAUUUUAAGCGUGAAUGACAUUAAUAAUUAAUAAAUAAUUAAUAAUUAAACAAUUAAUAAUUUAUUUGCCAUGCUCCUAGUCCCAGUUGUUCAAAAGAUGGAUAAUGCUAUUCAGUGGAUAGUGCAAUUUUUUAUUGGUUUCCCUAAUACUUAUCCACUGGAUAGAGAUUUAUACGGAGGAUAGCUCUGUCCAAUGUUUGAACAACACGGGCCUGAUAUUAGUGUUUCCUUUUACCCACCAUACAGAUGCUAAGGAUAGUAGACCUGUGCAAGCCACAGCAGUACCAGCAGGAACAAAAGCAACUAAACUACAGGCAGCAAAAACAGCAGAUAAAGGAAAGAAACAAGCAGCUGUAAAAAAAGCUGGCAUCAACACUACUGCUGAGAGUGCUGAGGACAAGAAUAAACAAACAAAACCACAAGUUACUCAUGAAUUAUCUGUGGUAUGUCUUCUUAUGUUGAAAAAGUACUGUUUUUACCAUAUUGCAAUGUGCAUCACUGGUGUGUAUGUAGUGCAAUCCUGAUUUUUCAAACCCUUUUCGGUGAAAAGGGAAUUGGUUGGAAUGAUCAGGAUGUCCAGGGUUUUGGAAUAAUCAGGGUGGUCAUUAGGCAUUCAAAAUUGGAGAAUUCUCUGUUUACUAGGCAGAUUUCUUACAUUUGGUAGCCUAUGACUAUUUUUUAUUCAGACGUGGAGCCUCUUUCAGAAUAUUCUCCUGUAAUGUUACACCUUUCUCCUGCUACUAGAAUUCUUAAUGAAAACCCUGAUAAUUAUUUCUUGCAAGUAUUAUUAAUUUAAGCAUGAGUGGGUCCACAUAACAUAACCAAGUUCUUUAAGUAUGUACAGUCAUUAAUCAUUUGAAGUUGCCAAGGAGCAGAUGGAUUUGAUGAGAGAAACACCCAGGAAUAAUCUUAACUGUGUGUAUUAUUUUAGGAGCAACAGCUAUAUUACAAGGAAAUUACAGAGGCCUGUGUUGGAUCCUGUGAAUCUAGAAGAGCUGUAAGUUUUCUUGCAUAAUGAUUUGAUGAGCUUGCUACUAACUUGCAAUAUUGAUAAGAUCCACAGAUUUUCAUGUUCAAGGUUCUGUGAAAACCAGUGUGCCCAGCAUAUGCCUUUUAAACCAAAAACUAAGUUUUCUUGGUUUCCCAAGGUUCUUUAACUCACUCUUUGUCCAAACUUUUACUACAAGAAACAGGUGAGGCAAAAACAGAGACAAACAAAGAACAACCAAAAAAUAAUGUGCAAGUAAACUUGGUUUCUCUUUCAUGUUCCAAAUUCAUCAGAAGAUUUGCUUGCUACCUGUGCAGGCCAAAAGUGAAAAAAUAAAUCAUGAUAAAAUUUUCUCAAAAGAACGUUUUUGUAAUGUGCAGUUAGAGUUUGCACCUUUUGGUUUAAGGUAUGAAAAGGAACUGGUUAAAGGCAAAAAUCAUCUUCUGUUAAAAAUUACUGGAGGAUGUCUUGGACAGCAAACCUGCUGAACUAUUUAUUAAGAGGGUUCGUACAGGUCAUGGAAAACCUGGAAAGUCAUGGAAUUUAAGAAUUUCAAUUUCCUGGCCUGGAAAGUCAAGGAAUUUAAUUGUCGGUCCUUGAAAGUUACGGAAAAUUAAAGUUUUGUGUGCUAGAUAAGUUACCGCAGAUGUCAACGCAAGGACAAUGUACACUGAAAAAUAGGAAGGAGUAACUAAACAGUGCAAACGGCACGCAUUUUUGGUGGAUGCCAGAGUUUGUGUCUCUUGAACUGUUAAAGGUCAAAAAAUACUCUAAAACAAGGAAGGUGUUUGAGUUUUUGAAACUGACAGCUAAACCUAAGGUCUUGGAAAACUUGAAAAGGUCAUGAAAGAAGUCAUGGAAUUUGAAGAACUCAAAAGAGUGCAAACCCUGAUUAGUAUUUUCAGAAAAGAUGAAACACUGCACGUUUUUUACUUUUUUAGUUCAAAAUAUGGCCACUUACUUCAAAGUUCCGUUACAACCUUGACUUGACUGCAGUUUAUUUUGUUUUCACAAUUUCUCUGGCUCUUAAUGGUUGUUUAUUUUAAAACAAAAGAUUUACAGUUGACACGUUUCUACUUAUUUCUAGGAAGCUCUUCAGAGUUUGUCAACAGACCCAGGACUUUAUCAAAUGUUGCCACGAUUUAGUACUUUUAUCUCUGAAGGGGUAAGUCAUUAAAAGAGUAGUACAUUCCUAAAAAUUACUUGAACCUAUUGUAGUUUGUUGCCUUAAUGUUUGUUCAUGUUUUUGUGUAUUAUUUUAUUUUUUGUAGGUAAGAGUAAAUGUGGCCCAGAAUAACCUAGUGCUAUUAAUCUACUUGAUGCGCAUGGUGAAAGCAUUGUUGGACAAUCCUACCCUCUACUUAGAAAAAUAUGUAAGUGGUUAUGUUACAGAGUAAAAUGAAAUUCAGGUUAAAUUUUUUAACGUAGGUUUAUUGUCAAUUUCCUUUAUCUCCUUGCGCCAAUUAUCCAUGGAUUAGAAUUUAAUUUUGACCUGUUACAGUUAUUCCUCUUAUACAGAGUUGUAAGAAAAACACAUUGAUACAGUGUAGUCUUAAUGUUUUAUUACAUAAUAAGUUGACAAAAAGAUUCCGAAGCCUUUUUUCUAGAUUAAGAAAAAACUGCCCUGCUAUGGCAUGCCCAAUGAUACAUUCUGUCCAUUACCUAGCUUGCCUUCCUCAUACACUGUACCUAGCAAGAUUAGGUACGGCGUAUACAAAACCUGGAUCGGAUCAACCGCUGUAAUCCUGUCUGCGACUUAAGGCAUUGAUUCAGUCUAUGUUUUGCUGAUGCUUCAGUUAAGCGUGAUGCAUGCUAUAUGUUUAAAAACACUGUCCUUUUAAUGCAAAAAUCAGGGCUGCUGAUAGACUUCAAAAGUGAUGAUGUCAUGAGAAUUACGUUUUGAAAUUAUGGGAUUUGUUGGGAUAUUCUGAAAGGCCUACUUGCCAAAAAUGUGCAUUUCAGGGCAAAUUGUCUCUGAGAUAUUAGCCCAGUUAUGCUCCGAUUACUCCAUACAAAUCCUUCUAAAUUUGCCUUUGUUCAUAACCUUAUAAACCAGACUAUAACUUGGUUAAUAUCUCUGAGACAAUUUGCCCUGAAAUGCCAGUUUUUGGCAAGUAGGCCUUUUGGAUGUUUUUUUUAAAAAGAAUAUCACGACAAAUCCCAUAAUUUUACAAAUUUAACUUUAUACGAUGUCACACUUUGAGAUUCUGUAGCUAAUAGUCAGAUCUCAAAUUGGAUCAGUCUAGGUUUCUGGGUAACUGCCCACCUACCCCUCCCCUAAGCCACCAUUUUUCCCUAAGUGAGAAUUAAGUUAUAAUGUUGGCUUAGGCGAGGGGUAGGUGGGCAUUUUCUCUGAAAGGGUUAGGGUUAGGGUCCCUAUUUAGGUUAGGAUCCCUAAGAUUUUUGUUUUAGUUACCGCAAAAUUCUGCAAAUAAGCCCCUCCAUGUAUAAGCCCCUCCAAAUAUAAGCCCCCCAAAACUGUAACGCAUAAAAAACCCUCCGUUAAAUCGCCCCUCCAAAUAUAAGCCCCCCGGGGGCUUGUACCUGGAAAAUUGCCCUCAAAUACAGAGUAAAACAAAGCAAAAACGAUAAAUUUACUUCCAACUAGAAGGCUAGCCCAAUCGAUUUUAAAACGCAAAUUUCCCUCCGUAGAUAAGCCCCUCCGGGGCUUACUUUCGGAAUUUUACGGUAUUCUAGCAUUAUAGUAAGUGUUAAGUUUUGACAUUAACUCAAGGAUCUCUUGUUGUUUCUUCAGUUACAUGAGUUAAUCCCAGCAGUGAUGACAUGUAUUGUAAGUAAACAGUUGAGUCCAAAGCCAGACACAGAUAAUCACUGGGCAUUAAGAGACUUUGGCUCAAGACUUAUUGCUCAAAUCUGCAGGUUUGUUACUUCAUGUCUGCCUAUCUGCAAUGUGUCAUUAUAAGCAUUAACAAGUUAUAAUUAUGGGGUUCCUCUUGUCUCCCGCAAUCCUAAUCUCCAGGCUGUUAUUACGCAUGUGUCACAUAUAUGUAGCCAGCAUUUGUUUGGACUUCCACUAAGAAUGAACGGAAUACACGUAAUGACAUUUGAUCUAGCGCAUUUGGACCUUCCAUUUGUUCCCCAACCUUGCAAACACAUAUUCCUAGUGAUAUGUGUUCCCCUACAUCGGAAACACAUAUCCCUAGUGAUAUGUGUUCCCCUAUGUGGGAAACACAUAUUCCUAGUGAUAUGUGUUCCCCUAUGUGGGAAACACAUAUUCCUAGUGAUAUGUGUUCCCCUACGUGGGAAACACAUAUCCCUAGUGAUAUGUGUUCCCCCACCUGGGAAACACAUAUCCCUAGUGAUAUGUGUUCCCCCACCUGGGAAACUCAUAUCCCUAGUGAUAUGUUUUUCCCCAUCUGGGAAACACAUAUCCCUAGUGAUAUGUGUUCCGCCACCUGGGAAACACAUAUCCCUAGUGAUAUGUGUUCCCCCACCUUAAAAACACUUGUCCCUAGUGAUAUGUGUUCCCCCACGUGGGAAACACAUGUCCUUAGUGAUAUGUGUUCCCCCACCUGGGAAACACAUAUCUCUAGUAAUAUGUGUUUCCCAACCUGGGAAACACUUAUCCCAAGUGAUAUGGUUUUGGUCGAAAAAUGGAAAUUUUUCCAAUUUUUUUUGGAAAAUGUCUUUCACAUUAUUCUAGAACGAAAAAACGCCUUUUUAGGCUAUAAAAACAAGAAGUUCAAAAAGUCGAAAAAUUGACAUUUUUCAAUAGGGGUUAACCCAUGGUUUUGGUCUAAAAAUGGCCAUUUUUCCAACUUUUUUUUUUUAGGCAAUAUAGGCGAGAAAAAUGUCUUUUACGUUAUUCUAGAACGAAAAAAAGCAUUUCUAGGCUAUAAAAACACGAAGUUCCAAAAGUCGAAAAAUUGACAUUUUUCCAAAGGGGUUAACCCAUGGUUUUGGUAUGAAAAUGGCCAUUUUUCGAACUUUUCUUUUUUACGCAAUAUAGGCCAGGAAAAUGUCUUUUACGUUAUUCUAGAACAAAAAAACGCCUUUCUAGGCUAUAAAAGCAAGAAGUUCAAAAAGUCGAAAAAUUGAGAUUUUUUCAAAGGGGUUAACCCAUGGUUUUGGUCUAAAAAUGGCCAUUUUUCCAACUUUUUUUUUUUAGGCAAUAUAGGCGAGAAAAAUGUCUUUUACGUUAUUCUAGAACGAAAAAAAGCAUUUCUAGGCUAUAAAAACACGAAGUUCCAAAAGUCGAAAAAUUGACAUUUUUCCAAAGGGGUUAACCCAUGGUUUUGGUAUGAAAAUGGCCAUUUUUCGAACUUUUCUUUUUUACGCAAUAUAGGCCAGGAAAAUGUCUUUUACGUUAUUCUAGAACGAAAAAACGCCUUUCUAGGCUAUAAAAACAAGAAGUUCAAAAAGUCGAAAAAUGGACAUUUUUCUGAAGUGGUUAACCCAUGGUUUUGGUCCAAAAAUGGAAAUUUUUCGAACUUUUUUUUUUAGCCAAUAUAGGCCAAGAAAAUGUCUUUUACGAUAUUCUGGAACGAAAAAACGCCUUUCUAGCCUAUAAAAACAACAAGUUCACAAAGUCGAAAAAUUAAUAUUUUUCCAAAGGGGUUAACCCAUGGUUUUCGCCAAAAAUGGCCAUUUUUCGAAGUUUUCUUUUUUACGCAAUAUAGGCCAGGAAAAUGUGUUUCACGUUAUUCUAGAACGAAGAAACGCCUUCCUAGGCUAUAAAAACAACAAAUUCAAAAUGUCGAAAAAUUGACAUUUUUCCAAAGGGGUUAACCCAUGGUUUUGGUCCAAAAAUGGCCAUUUUUCAAAGUUUUUUUUUUGUAGGCAAUAUAGGCCAGGAAAAUGUUUUUUACGAUAUUCUGGAACGAGAAAACGCCUUUCUAGCCUAUAAAAACAACAAGUUCACCAGGUCGAAAAAUUAACAUUUUUCCACAGGGGUUAACCCAUGGUUUUGGUACGAAAAUGGCCAUUUUUGCAACUUUUUUUUUUAGGGAAUACACGCGAGGAAAAUGUCUUCUACGUUAUUCUAGAACGAGAAAACGCCUUUCUAGGCUAUAAAAACAAGAAGUUCAAAAAGUCGAAAAAUUCACAUUUUUCCAAAGGGGUUAACCCAUGGUUUUGGUCAAAAAAUGGCCAUUUUUCCAACUUUUUUUUUUAGGCAAUAUAGGCCAGGAAAAUGUCUUUCACGUUAUUCUAGAACGAAAAAACGCCUUUCUAGGCUAUAAAAACAAGAAGUUCAAAAAGUCGAAAAAUUGACAUUUUUGAAAAGUGCUUAACCCAUGGUUUUGGUACAAAAAUGGCCAUUUUUCCAAUUUUUUUUUUUAGCCAAUGUAGGCCAAGAAAAUGUCUUUUACGAUAUUCUGGAACGAGAAAACGCCUUUCUAGCCUAUAAAAACAACAAGUUCACAAGGUCGAAAAAUUAACAUUUUUCCAAAGGGGUUGACCCAUGGUUUUGUCCAAAAAUGGCCAUUUUUCAAAGUUUUCUUUUUUACGCAAUAUAGGCCAGGAAAAUGUGUUUCACGUUAUUCUAGAACGAAGAAACGCCUUUCUAGGCUAUGAAAACAAGAAGUUCAAAAUGUCGAAAAAUUGACGUUUUUCCAAAGGGGUUAACCCAUGGUUUUUGUCCAAAAAUGGCCAUUUUUCGAAGUUUUCUUUUUUACGCAAUAUAGGCCAGGAAAAUGUGUUUCACGUUAUUCUAGAACCAAGAAACGCCUUUCUAGGCUAUAAAAACAACAAGUUCAAAAUGUCGAAAAAUUGACAUUUUUCCAACUUUUUUUUUUUAGGCAAUAUAGGCCAGGAAAAUGUCUUUCACGUUAUUCUAGAACGAGAAAACGCCUUUCUAGGCUAUAAAACCAAGAAGUUCAAAAAGUCGAAAAAUUGACAUUUUUCCAAAGGGGUUAACCCAUGGUUUUGGUAGGAAAAUGGCCAGUUUUCCAACUUUUUUUUUAGGUAAUAUAGGCCAGGGAAUUGUCUUUUACGAUAUUCUGGAACGAGAAAACGCCUUUCUAGCCUAUGAAAACAACAAGUUCACAAGGUCGAAAAAUUAACAUUUUUCCAAAGGAGUUAACCCAUGGUUUUGCUACGAAAAUGGCCAUUUUUCCAACUUUUGUUUUUAGGCAAUAUAGGCGAGGAAAAUGUCUUCUAGGUUAUUCUAGAACGAAAAAACGCCUUCCUAGGCAAUAAUAACAAGAUGUUCAAAAAGUCGAAAAACUUAUGGUUUUGGUCCAAAAAUGGCCAUUUUUCCAUGUUUUUUUUUUAAGGGAAUAUACGCGAGGAAAAUGUCUUCUACGUUAUUCUAGAACGAGAAAACGCCUUUCUAGGCUAUAAAAACAAGAAGUUCAAAAAGUCGAAAAAUUGAAAUGUUUCAAAGGGGUUAACGGUUUUGGUCCAAAAAUGGCCAUUUUUCCAUCUUUUUUUUUUUUAACCAACAUAGGCCAGGAAAAUGUCUUUUACGUUAUUCUAGAAUGAAUAAACGCCUUUCUAGGCUAUAAAAACUAGAAGUUCAAAAAGUCGAAAAAUUGACAUUUUUCCAAAGGGGUUAACCUAUGGUUUUGGUCCAAAAAUGGCCAUUUUUCCAAUUUUUUUUUUUAGGCAAUAUGGGCCAGGAUAAUGUCUUUCACGUUAUUCUAGAAUGAAAAAACGCCUUUCUAGGCUAUAAAAACAAGAGUUCAAAAAGUCGAAAAAUUGACAUUUUUCCAAAGGGCUUAACCCAUGGUUUUGGUACGAAAAUGGCCAUUUUUCCAACUUUUUUUUUAGCCAAUGUAGGCCAAGAAAAUGUCUUUUACGAUAUUCUGGAAUGAGAAAACGCCUUUCUAGCCUAUAAAAACAACAAGUUCACAAGGUCGAAAAAUUAACAUUUUUCCAAAGGGGUUAACCCAUUCGCCCCUGAACCGCCCGUAACCGCCCGUGCGGAUUCAGGUCCUUUCUACCCUUUGUGACGUCAUCAGUUGUAACGGUCAAGGACAACUUUCUUCGCACACGUGUGCAGAGUGAAGAGAUCUUUCAAACCAUACCAGAAUGAGCACAAUUCAGUCAAGGGCACCGGAGAAAGAAGCAAAAAACCACGUGACAAGGACCUGAAAAUCUCCAUGAAAAUCUUGUUCCAUUACCCACCUACCUUUCCUUUCACCUAAUCCUAAGAUCCUAAAAGCUUUCCUAAAAACUCUUCCCACCAAAAUGAAGCCUACUAAAUGCCCAGCAAGAGAAAAAAAAAAAUGAGGCAAGAAAAGCGAAAAAAGAAGGGAGGAGAGAAAGCGAAAAGUAAAAGUCAAGACUGCUGUGUCACUUUUAAACCCAAAAACUAUGUCGAAAUUUUGCUUUCUGCGCAUGCCCGAACUUCGCAAGCUGAUAUUUUGCAUCUGGAUCAGAAGGCCGCCAAGUGUACGACCUGUAAACCGGUUUGUGGUAAGUUUUAGCUCUUUAUAGCACGACAGUGACCAGAAAACCACUCGACUAGCUUCAAAACGCGUUUUUCGGCAAAAUCUCCAGGAGCGAAUGGGUUAACCCAUGGUUUUGGUACGAAAAUGGCCAUUUUUGCAACUUUUUUUUUUAGGGAAUAUACGCGAGGAAAAUGUCUUCUACGUUAUUCUAGAACGAGAAAACGCCUUUCUAGGCUAUAAAAACAAGAAGUUCAAAAAGUCGAAAAAUUGAAAUGUUUCAAAGGGGUUAACUUAUGGUUUUGGUCCAAAAAUGGCCAUUUUUCUAUCUUUUUUUUUUUUAACCAAUAUAGGCCAGGAAAAUGUCUUUUACGUUAUUCUAGAAUGAAAAAACGCCUUUCUAGGCUAUAAAAACAAGAAGUUCAAAAAGUCGAAAAAUUGACAUUUUUCCAAAGGGGUUAACCCAUGGUUUUGGUAUGAAAAUGGCCAUUUUUCCAACUUUUUUUUUUAGGCAAUAUGGGCCAGGAAAAUGUCUUUUACGUUAUUCUAGAACGAAAAAACGCAUUUCUAGGCUAUACAAACAACAAGUUGAAAGAGUCGAAAAAUUCACAUUUUUCCAAAGCGGUUAACCCAUGGUUUUGGUCCAAAAAUGGCCAUUUUUCAAAGUUUUCUUUUUUACGCAAUAUAGACCAUGAAAAUGUGUUUUACGUUAUUCUAGAACGAAAAACCGCCUUUCUAGGCUGUAAAAACAAGAAGUUCAAAAAGUCACAAAAUUGACAUUUUCCCAAAGGGGUUAACUCAUAGUUUUGGUACGAAAAUGGCCAUUUUUCCAACUUUUUUUUUUAACCAAUAUGUGUUCGUCCACCAGGGAAACACAUAUCCCUAGUGAUAUGUGUUCCCUUACCUGGGAAACACAUAUCGCUAGUGAUAUGUGCUCUCCCACGUUAAAAACACUUGUCCCUAGUGAUAUGUGUUGCCCCACGUGGGAAACACAUAUCCCUAGUAAUAUGUGUUCCCCCACCUGUGAAACACAUAUCCGUAGUGAUAUGUGUUUCCCUAGGUGGGAAACACAUAUCCCUAGUGAUAUGUGUUCCCCCACCUGGGAAACACAUAUCCCUAGUGAUAUGUGUUCCCUUAAAUGGGAAACACAUAUCCCUAGUGAUAUGUGUUACCCCACCUGGGAAACACAUAUCCCUAGUGAUAUGUGUUCCCCUAUGUGGGAAACACAUAUCCCUAGUGAUGUGUGUUCCCCUAUAGCGGAAACACAUAUCCCUAGUGAUAUGUGUUUCCCCACCUGGGAAACACGUAUCCUUAGUAAUAUGUGUUCCCCCACCCUGGAAACACAUAUCCCUAGUGAUAUGUGUUUCCCUAGGUGGGAAACACAUAUCCCUAGUGAUAUGUGUUUCCCCACCUGGGAAAUACAUAUCCGUAGUGAUUUGUGUUCCCCCAUCUUGGAAACACAUAUCCCUAGUGAUAUGUGUUCCCUUACCUGGGAAACACAUAUGCCUAGUGAUAUGUGUUCCUCUACCUGGGAAACACAUAUCCGUAGUGAUAUGUGUUCCUCUACGUGGUAAACACAUAUCCCUAGAGAUAUGUGUUCCCUUACCUGGGAAACACAUAUGCCUAGUGAUAUGUGUUCCUCCACCUGGGAAACACAUAUCCGUAGUGAUAUGUGUUUCUCUACGUGGUAAACACAUAUCCCUAGUGAUAUGUGUUCUGCCACCUGGGGAAACACAUAUCCCUAGUUAUAUGUGUUUCCCCACCUGGGAAACACAUAUCGCUAAUGAUAUGUGUUUUCCAGUAGAUAGCCGUGAGAGAUUAUUCAAUGAAAGCGUUAUAAAUGACUCAAAUUACUGUUAAGUAGCGUCAGAAUGCUGCAUAAUAUCAUAUGUUUAUGCUAGCAAAUUUUGGUGUAUUUUUAUUCUUGUGAUCUUAAACACUAACCCGUUUUGUUACCACCUGUCUAUUAAGUGGAAGUUUAUUGAAUAUUUGGAGCUUUAGGCCUGUUUUGUAUAUCUCUGAAAUGACUCGAACGAAUUGUUUUAAAAUCUCGUCACGUAAUUUUCAUAAUGUAUAUUAAUGGCUGAAACUGUCAUUAAGAUUGAUUUACUGCAACAGCUUGAAAUUUCAGUAGCUGGUCUACAUCCUACAAAAUUUUGCCUUUUAUCAAAUUAUUUCAAAGUUUUUUGAUUUUUUUUGUCAUAGUAAUAUUGAUUUUACUUAGAACUACAUUUUUACAAAUUUUAAUCCAUGGCCAAUUACAGGUGAAAAUUUUAUAGUGAUUAGACAAGGAAAAAAACACUUUUAAGGCAAUUGAAAAAUAUUGAUAUAGCCUUUGAAAACCUGUAUUGAAAGACCUUAAACAGCCUACAAAACUAAACUCUUAGUGUGGGUGGAUGAGAAGGUCAGUAAUAGUGCAUGCAUCAAAAGCAAGUGCCCACCUUUAGGUCACGUGACCUAUACCCAGGUCCCCAGCGCUGUGUGAGGUUAACAUUUUCUACUUUUUUCGUUACACUCGGCUAGUGGAAAGUUACUGUUAUGUUAAUGUUUCUUUUCUCUUACUAUCUGUGGACUAAUUACUUUAAUAACUUUAAGUGCAUUUCUUUGUCAGGUCGUUUAAUUCAACCACAAACAAUGUGCAGACAAGAGUUACGAAAACCUAUUGUAAGGUCUGUAUUGUCGGCAUGUUCAUCUCUAAUCAUGUCACUUGCUAUUUAAAAAAUAGUUGAACUGGAACCUUCCUAAAGUCCCAAGUAAAUUAUCUUUAAUCUUUAAUCAUAACUAUAACAAAAUUUUCAAAUCUGAUUGGCUCUCAACUGCCCUGAUUUCAGCCUUAAUUGGACAGUUUAAUAGGACAGUACGCGUCAUGCCUAAGUAAUCGGACAGUACGCGCCAUCACGCGCGCGCUUAAAUGGCUUUUUUUUUUCACUGCUAGCAAAACAGGAUUUCGAAUUUCUUGUGUUUUGGUUUAAAAAAUAGCCUAUUGUAUCACAAAUUUUGUUAAAGUUAUGAUUAAUUGGUAACAGAACUUCGUGUCGUCCAAUUCAGUCUGUAAUCAUACUCGUGAUUAAGCAAAUCGGACUCCCGCUACGCGGUCGUCCGAUUUUGUUAAUCACUCGUAUGAUUACAGACCGAAUUGGACUCCACUCAGUCCUGUUACCAUUACUAAUCACAGUUCGUAACCAUACAUAACUGAUACAAAUGAACUAAUACUAACAUAUACAAUCGAACAAAAAUGCAAAAAUGGUUAACAGGACGGUAGUAGGGGGAAACCAAAUUCCCAUGCUAAGACAUACCUUCCAAUAAAGAAAAAAGAAAAAAAGAAAAAAAAAAUUAAUUAAUAUAUAAACAUAUAUUAAAAGACUAUAAAUUAGACUAUAAAUUAUAAACCUAGAUGCCUAAUAAUAAUGCAUAAACUUAUAUUAAAGACACUAUGCCUAAUAUUUUAAGGUAAAUUAUGAGCGAAGGUACUUAAUCAGUGAAACUUUAAAAGACUGAAGGCUAGGAGAUGACAUUACUUCAGAAGGCAAAGAGUUCCAAUCAUUAAUAUAUCUAUGAAAAAAUGAAUAUUUAAAAUAAUUUGUACGGGCAACUUUAGGCCUUAUUUUAUAAUAUGUGUUUGACAGGUUUAUGGCUAAAAAUGUAUUAAAAUCACUCAACUUGCAGGCAUUACAGCAAGAAAAAGCUCCACUUUCCACUCAUUAUGGGGCCCUCACAGGGUUAGCUGAAUUAGGGCAAGAGGUAUGGCUUGAGCUUAAGCUUAUAUUUUUUUUUAAUCAAUAGUUCAACAUUUUAUUCUCCAAAGAGCUCACUGUGAUGUUGUUACCUUACAGGUUAUUAAAGUCCUUAUUCUUUCAAGACUCAAGACUGAAAGUGUUUUGAUUAAGCAAGGUCAGGAAGGUUUGGAUCCUAUUGAGAAAAAUGCUGCAGAAAACCUCAAGAACCUACUACUGGUGAUUAUAUAGAUCCAUGACUUUUGUACAGCAUAAUAAACGGUACCGCAGGAAAGUACUGCUCAGUAGCUUUCAUUUGAAUGGUGCCACUGCAGGAUUUCAUCCACAGACUCAAAAGUUAGAACCACCUUGUACAGCAUAAUAAACAGUACCACAGGAAAGUACUGCUCAGUAGCUUUCAUUUGAAUGGUGCCACUGCAGGAUUUCAUCCACAGACUCAAAAGUUAGAACCACCUUGUACAGCAUAAUAAACAGUACCACAGGAAAGUACCGCUCGGUAGCUUUCAUUUGAAUGGUCAUACUUUAGGAUUUCAUCCAGAGACUCAAAAGUUAGAACCACCUUGUACAGCAUAAUAAACAGUACCACAGGAAAGUACUGCUCAGUAGCUUUCAUUUGAAUGGUCAUACUUUAGGAUUUCAUCCAGAGACUCAAAAGUUAGAACCACCUUGUACAGCAUAAUAAACAGUACCACAGGAAAGUACUGCUCAGUAGCUUUCAUUUGAAUGGUCACAUUUUUAGGCUUUCACCCACAGACUCUAAAGUAGAACUUUAUAAGGUAGCCAUUUUGAACACGAAGAACAGAGGAUUAACAAAAAUAACAAAUUAUUACGCAGAUUUCAUCAUUUUCGUAUGUUUUUGUUGUAGAAACAUUGUCCUGGUGUUUUACUGAGAAUACGCUUGCCACCUGAUUCCCCUGAACAGUAUGAAAAAGAGUUUGGAGGAAUGGGACGUCUUCUUUGCACCAAAGUCUCCCAGAUGCGACAGACAAUAAACGCAAUGAAAAAGCCAUCUACACUAACAGUAAGGACAGUAUCAGGGAUACCAGCCCUGGGUGUGACCACUCCAACCACGCCCACUACCCCUGGGGCAAUUCCAGCAAAAGCUGUCACCCCUACCACCCCUGGAGCUUUUGCUGUUAGUUUAUCAUCUCAAAAAACUGGAGUGCCCACUACACCAAAGGGGACAACACCUACCACGCCCACCUCGGCAGGGUUGUUGUCACCUGUGGGCCUUUUACCCACUGGGAUGACAGGUUCAAGCGUCACACAACAGAGAAACUCAAGUCCAGGUACACCAAAGACACCCACAUCUGGCGUGACAUCAACAAGUAACACAACACCUGGUAGCUCUGGGACUUAAGGUUUAACAUUGUUUUUUCAUGUUUGUAUUUUAUUGCAGGAUAUAUUUUUGUACAGUUAAACUGCUCAUCUUUUAUAGGCUUUCACAUUAAAUUUUAAACUCAAAACGUGAGUAGAAAGUUAACAUAAUGCAAGCAUAAAAAACCUCAAUUCAGCGCUUUGCAGAGGACAAGCACAAAGAUUAAUAUUUUUCCUUUUUGUGCUUGUUCUUGUGUCUACAUUCAUUUUAGUGGACACAAGACUCUUACAUGGAUGCUAUAAGCUAUAUUUGCUUUGCAAGUGACAACCAGGGUGAAAUAGAUUUUGUUCCUGCGGUAUUGCAUUGUUUUCUCUGUAGAUUGCUAAAAAUCUUGCACCAUUUUCAAAAACAAUCAGCAGUCUUGAAUCUGCUCUGUCAUUAUUUGUUUGAGUUUGCACUUGAGUGGAGUGCCUGCAAACUAGCUUGAAAGCUAAGUGUAUUUCCACGAUAAACAAAGCUUCACCUUUUUAAUAAAGAGACAUUAAAAACAUCUUUAUCCAUGUACAAGUUAAUAAGAAACUUUAUUCCAUAAUUGUUGUCCAUGAACAAAACAGAAAGCUCCUCCUAGUCACUUUAUAAAAUAAAAAUAGGUUUUCUGUGAAAAACUGUAACUUCAGUUAUAUAUUAAAUAAAGAAACUUAGUUUCAUGAAUUUGUGACUCUGACUUUUUCCGUUGUCUGUAAUGCAAUUGUCUAACACAGAGAGAACUUUAAACACUAGGAAGCUCUCAAAUAAGUCUUAGAUUAACGAUU
Molecule: messenger RNA, 17392 nt
Organism: Porites lobata
Lineage: Eukaryota; Metazoa; Cnidaria; Anthozoa; Scleractinia; Poritidae
Source: the annotation of a GenBank genome assembly